Ogataea philodendri is the source of this 837-nucleotide messenger RNA. RefSeq lists its product as uncharacterized. NCBI's taxonomy places the organism in Eukaryota, Fungi, Ascomycota, Pichiomycetes, Pichiales, Pichiaceae. The record is from RefSeq and is a predicted model, not a curated record. The transcript has a single exon. Gene Ontology annotation, molecular function: ribonuclease P RNA binding. Gene Ontology annotation, biological process: rRNA processing; tRNA 5'-leader removal. Bases 1 to 837 code for a protein of 278 amino acids. Gene Ontology annotation, cellular component: ribonuclease P complex; ribonuclease MRP complex.
AUGGACAGGAAGAACACCGUCGAACGCCUUCUUUUGUCCAGAAGUUCAAAGUUUUGUGAUGACAAACAGAUUUCUGAGCUUUUGGACACGCGUUACUCUGUUACAGGAAGCCAAAAAAGCUACCUAAGUUUAAAGCCUACAGACGGAUCGCGCAGUACUAACAAAAAUACAAAGAAGUCAUUAUUGGGUUCGAUCGUUUCUUUCAGAGACGAUCGCAAACCAUCGUCGAGGAAAACGAAGAAUGAGUUCAAGUCUUUUGUCAAAGACAGUUUACGAUAUCAGAACAAACUAGCCAAAAAAUUACAGAACAGAUUGAGACGAGAUCCCCAACUGCUCAGAAACAUUGAAGACAUCAGCAAGCUCAAAAUGUGCAAAGAUUUGAUCCUGUACGAGGACUAUAUUGAGAUGAACCGGCUCUGGAAUGAAUAUGCACGAGAACUGAUUGGUACAAGUAAUCAUAUUCCGACAAUUACUAGCAAAAUCACGAGCAGUGAGUUGAUAGGGGCCGAGCUAGAAGUGACCCAGAGUUCGUGUAUUGAUAACAUAGGUUUGAAAGGGAUUGUUCUGUGGGAUUCACAGCAUAAUUUUGUGCUAAUCGUGCCUCGAAAACAAAAUUGGAAAACUGAUACGAUAAACAUCGAGCCAACAUACACAACUAAAGAGCUGAUUGGCGGCUUGAAAGUGAUAAGUAAAGAGAGGACAUAUUUCAAGCUCAGAAUCAAGAGCGAUAUUGACGAUAUUGAUUUUGAGAUUAUAGGAAAUCGCUUAAUGAUCCGUAGUACGGACAGAGCUACAAGGAGAUUUAAAAACCAUUCAGUAAACGAUAUAGACAUUUAA